Messenger RNA from Gongylonema pulchrum, 240 nucleotides. The record is from the annotation of a GenBank genome assembly. Lineage: Eukaryota; Metazoa; Nematoda; Chromadorea; Rhabditida; Gongylonematidae.
AUGCGUCAAACUGUAGCAGCUGCAGCAGCGGCAGCGGGUGCAAAUUCACAAUCUGUGAUUGCCACAUUUGCUCAGGAGCACUCAUCUGUUGCCGCCUCCACAUCGGCCACUGUUUCAGCAAGCAGCGUUACCGUGACAUCAACAACUACCACAAAUGCCAGAAGAACAGCUGUGACAAGUAAAUUAGAGAAGGAAAAUGCUGCUGUUUGUGAGGGGAGCAGUCGCAACGCCAUUCAGUAA